GUUCAUACGACAAUUUAUGGAGUGUUAUACUAUGCUUGAUCAAAAAUAAGCUUUAUAAGUCUAUGAACUAUUUAAUGAAUAUAAUAAAUUAACUUCUUCUGUUAGAUAAUUUGGAUCUAUUAGUAAUAGUUUUAAAAAUUGUAGUAUUUCAUAACCUAAGUAAUUAUAUUUAAAUAUUUUUAUUUUAGAUGGUAUGUACCAACCAAAAAAGAGUAGGAUGAAUUAUAAUUGUAUUUUUAAAAUGUCAAAAUUUAUUUCACUAGUAGAACUAAAAGAUAGAAGAUUGAAAAAUCUGCUUCUUAAGUUUUAAGAGUUUGUCAAAGUACCGAUAGAAAUUAUAGAAAAUCUACUUCAUUUGUUGGAUAAAAAGGAGAUAAUUUUCUUCAAAAUACUACUUUAGGGUAUAUGAAAAAAAUAUCUACUGCUACAAAUCCUAUUGCAUUUUAAUAUACAUUUGAGAGUGAAUCAAAGACUGAAAUUUAAUAGAAAUGA
This is a messenger RNA of Paramecium sonneborni, 492 nucleotides long. The record is from the annotation of a GenBank genome assembly. Lineage: Eukaryota; Ciliophora; Oligohymenophorea; Peniculida; Parameciidae.